CCUACUCUCCUGUGACUCCACUGAGUCUGGGGGAGCAAAAGUGGGACAGGGCAGAGAGCAGGACGUGAUUGGGGAACUUUCUCCUUCUUCAUGUUACUGACCUGAGAGAAGCUGCUUUAGGACAUAGAUCCCAAAGGAUCAAGAGGUACCAGGAAGCACCACUGAUCUGCACAGAACCCCUUUGCCUGCUGCUGCCCCACAGUGAACAGGGAGUAUCUGAGGAGCUGCAUGAUCCAUCCCUGGAUUCUCCAGCCACUGACUCCCAUCCACUCUGACCACAGCCAGGGGCCACAUCCCACUGCCUGCCCACUGUCCAUCGAUGGAGGUGACCAUUGUGUCUCUAUCUCCUGCCUCACUCACUGAGGUGAGAUAGAUGUCACUGAUGUGGCCAUGUACAGUGUGGCACUGCUCAUCUGCCUCUGUGGGCUGGCUGGGAACGGGGCUGUCCUCUGACUCCUCAGCUCCCUCCAUGUGUCUGGGAACAGCCCCACCCAUUACAUCCUCAUUCUGACUGUUAUGGACUUCCUCUUCAUUCUGAUCCCCUCCAGUCUGCUUUUCCUGUUGGAGGAUGUGUCCUGCUCUGUCAUCAUGCCCUUGCUAUAUGUGUGGUUGCUUUUCCAGCUGUGUCUGGUGUCCUACAUCUGCUGACAUUCAUCAGCAUCCAGAGGUGCAGGUCCAUCCACUGCCCGAUCUGGCACUGCUGCCACCGUCCCCAGCACCUCUUGAAGGUGGUUUGUGCCCUGCUCUGGGCACUCUCCAUCUCUGUCAUCUCUCUCUUUGCCACAGUAGCCUCCCUUUGUGUAUCCCAGCUAUCUGAGCACUGCUAGGCGUGUCUCAUCUCCAGGUACACCUUCAACCUCCUCCUCUGUGUUCCCUUCAUUCUCAUUUCCAGCACAAUGCUCUACAUUAAGAUCACGUCUGGCUCCCACCAGCAGCAACCUAAGAGGCUUGACAUUGUUAUCUGCUUCAUUGUGCUCCUCACUCUGCCAUUCAGCCUCAGGAAUUUACUGCAGGAGUUUGGCUAUACUAUUUUCUCAUCCCACGUGGCUUUCCUGCUCACCUGCAUCCACAGCACCAUCAAACCCUUCAUCUACUUCUUGGUAGGGAGGUGCUGGAAGCACUGCUCUAUGGAAUCCCUCCAGCUCUCCCUCCAGGGGAUCUUUGAGGAGCCAGAAGAAAACCCUGCUGGCAUCAAUGAUCCUGCCAUGGAAGCUGUGCUCUGAACCUGUUGAUUCCUCCUUCUGCACUGCUGAGGGAGCCUGGGACAGUGGGUGAAAGAUUCCUGGAGCCACCUGAUGAAUAAAUAUCCACAAUAUCACCCUCCCUGUGAUGGUGCAUACCCUCCCCCUUCCCAAGCUAUAUUGGGAUCUGAGAAAUGCUCCUGAGGCAUCAGCCUUGAGGAGCAGCCCCUGGGCUCAGCUCAUCUGCAGCUCAUCAGAAACACCCUCUGCUCCCAGAAAAUGCUGCUAUCCAACAAUUUCCUGAGUUUUAUGGACAGCCUUGGAAAUUAUUUCACUUCCCUGAAUGGUACUACAUCCCUGUUCUCACACUUUCCCAGAAAGUUGCCAGCCCAAAGUGUGGCCAGGAUGAAACUUGAUUGUGACUGAAGCCCAUCCCUUGGGGCCCUGUAAAGAAGAGUCCAAAAGGAGACUUGGAGCUCCCCUGAGCCCCAGUAGUGCUGACCAGAACCUCCCUGGGAGUGGGGCCUCUCCCAGCCAGGAUCUCUCCCGUUUGCUGCCCUCGGGUGAUCCCUGAACACCGACGGUCCUGGGCCGAUCCCCCCACUGCUCGAGGCUCAGCCCUUGGCACAGUGAGGAGAUGCAAACGGAUCCACAGUGAGCAUUUCCCUGCCUCCAAGGGGAAUUUCUCACAGGGACUCUGCACUGGCUCUGUCUGUGUGCACACACGUGUACAUCUGCCAUGGCAAAUGUGGGAGCAAUGCUGCUCUCAGGUGUUUUAGUACCUGAGACAUCUGAGUGAGUCAGGCCUGUAAAGAAGUACAAGGCAUAAGUUAUGUUAAAUGAUGUUAAGUGUUAUUCCUCUGUUGAUUGUGAUAAGUUUAAGGUAUAACUGAAGUACUGUUAAGUUUGAGUGCUGUAAUCUUUUUAAGCCAUUUUCCAUUUAAGCCACCCCAUCUCUGGAAGUGCUCCAGACCAUGUUGGAUGGGGUUUGAAGCAGCCUGGCCUAAUGGAAGGUGUCCCUGCUGGGAAAAGGCUGAGAUCAGGUAAAAACAACCACAAGUGCUCUCAAGACUAAGAAGGAUGAGCUCUGGUGAAGGAGCUGGUAGUGGGAGCACAGCACCCCAAAAUCUGGUCCCCAGUUGCUUUUAUUACAUCAUCAAGGGUAUUGGGAGUUAGUAAUGUGAGCUCUAAUGUAGUAAUCAAGUCAAGACAGACCAGAUUGGCAUCAUCACCAGUCCUUUAUUAGAAAACUUCCCAUGCCUUCUCUCAGAGGACUUCUCUCAGGCACCUCUGACUCCUUCCCUCAUAGGCAGCUUCACACAGCACUGACUCCUUUUCUUACAGGCAGCACCACACAGCUCUGACUCCUUCUCUCCUCUCUGCAUGACUGGCUAACCCCAACCUGUCACUUUCCUGGCUGCCUUACCCUGCCUGUGCCUCACACAGCAUCUUCUUACCUUAUCUGUUCCUUACCUCCUCACAGCACAGCCAGCAGGCUCCAUCCCAAACUGCAGCAGACUCUCUAACUCAAACUGCAACUAGCAGCCAGCUAGCCCACUUUUAUAACACCCAAACUCAUUGGGCAGGCACAGAUCUCUCCACUCUCAGUAAUGAGUACAGCUGUAAUUCAUUGGGAGAGAUUGCCUUCUGGACUAUCCUUUCAACCUCUCUUCCCACAAAUUGCCCCUUUUUUAUUUAAGGUAAAUUGCCAUUAUGACAUGUUCACAUAUUUCACCUCAGACUAACACUUAUACAAUUGUUUGCAAUAAGGACAUGUUGACAUUUUUCUCUUCAGACUACAGUUAUACAAUUGUUUUGGGCAACACAUUACAAUAAGGACAUAUACUUCAAAUCCUAGUUCUCAAAUAUUCCAAGUAGUUUUCCUAGUUUUGCUUUAUGGCUGUUUCUUUCACCAAGUUCUUAUAUAAGAGAUAGCUGCCUGCAUGCUGUAGAUUAUCAUAGGGUUUUUUUAGAUUGAUCAGAUAUUUACCUUUCCACAGAGCCAAGAGUUUUUUCUUAUUACUUAAGUUGCUCCUCAUGUAUAACCAAAUUAUUCCAAUUUCAUUACCCAAAGUGAAUGUUUAUAGUAGCAUAACAACCACAUAAAUACUUCAGUUGUACCUUUUUCAGCUUUGUUGCUUUUGUGAAGUUACUUUAAUGAACUCCUGUCUGGGAGAAACAUAUUUUGACUUGGCCCUUAAUUCAGCCUUUUUGGGGACACAGAAGCAGCUCAAGCAGGCUCUACUUCAGGGACAGGCACAUUCUCAAGCUGAACCUCAUUAUUCUGUUCUUCCCCCUUAAUUUCAAUUCCUUACUUUGAUUCUUCUUUUGCCUCCUGCACUGUUUCCAUUCCUUUAAAGUCUCAUAGGGUAAUUUCCAGGUGGUAACCAAAUUUGUAGCUGCCUUGUCCCCUUUGGAUGCCACAUCCCACAGUCUUUCCCUAACUUCUUUCCAUACUCUAGCACUAAAGGCAGUACUUGCAUCUUUUUUUUAACACCUUUUUUUCUUUUUUUCCCCAAAGUUUUUCAUAUAGAUAAAACAGUCUGUUCCCAGUGGCUCACCUGAAUAACCAUCCCUCCAGGUGCCAAAAUCAAUCAGGUCCAGACCAGCAGCUUCCCUGCUGGUCUCAGCUUCACUGGGCUCCAUCUCUGGCUGUACCUCACCCUACAGCACAAGUCCUGAUCAUUACAUUGGAGUCACCACUAUGUAGUAAUUAUGUCAGGAUAGACUGGACUGGCAUCACCACCAGUCACUUAUUAUAAACUUUUCCUGCCUUCUCUCAGUGGACUUCACUCAGACAACUCCACACAUUACUGACUCUUUUUCUUACAGGCAGCUCCCCACAGGUCUGAUACCUUUUUUCUUUUUCACAAUUUCCCUUCAACGUGACUGGCUAACCCCAAUCUGUCCCUUACCCAGCCACCUGACCCUGUCUGUCCCUCACACAGCACCUUCCUACCUUACCAGUCCCUUCUGUGACCACUUACCUGCUCACAGUGCAGCCAACAAACACUGAGACCCACACACUAACUACAACUAGUGGCCAGAUAACCCACUCUUUUAUAAAAUAACCAGCCUCAUUGAGCAGGCAAGGCUGUUUCACCUUCUUGGUAAUCAGUACAGCUGUAAUUCAUUUGGAAAGAUCGCUUUCUGCACUAAACUUAAGACCUAACUUCCCACACGGAGAGAGUGCAACUCUAACAUAGCCAGAGUGGUAAAACCACUUCUGCUUGCCUUAUAACCCCACCAUGCCUUGGGGACCAACAGCGGGACAGGGCACAGGGAGAUCCAGCAGGAUGGGAAUUGAGAGCUCCUGGUGAUCUGAGUACUUUCUCCUUCAUGUCACUGACCUGGGAGGAGCUGCUUUAGGACAUGGAUCCCAAAGAAGCAAGAGGUACCAGGAAGCACUGCUGAUCUGCACAGACCCCCUGUGCCUGCUGCUGCGCCACACUAAUUAGUGACCUAGGAGGAACUUCUGGACAUAGAUCCCAAAGGAGCAAGAGGUACCAGGAAGCACUGCUGAUCUGCACAGACCUCCUGUGCCUGCUGCUGCCCCACAGUGAACAGGGAGCUGCUCAGGAGCCCCAUGGUCCAUCCGUGGAUUCUCCAACCACUGACUCCCAUCCACUCAGACCACAGCCAGGAGCCACCUCCCACUGCCUGCCCAGUGUCCAUCCAUGGAGGUGACCACCGUGUCCCCAUCUCCUGCCUCACCCACUGAAGGAGACGAUCUCUGUGAGAUAGAUGUCACUGAUGUGGCCAUACACAGUGUGACACUGCUCAUCUGCCUCUGUGGGCUGUCUGGGAACGGGGCUGUCCUCUGGCUCCUCAGACUGAGAGCCCGGAACUCUGCCAUCUUUCAGCUGUCUUUCAUCGACUUCCUCUUCCUUCUCUUAAUGGUGCCCUCUGCUUUCCUCUUCCUGGUGGAGGACAUGUCCUGCUCUCCUGUCAUGCCCCUGACAUACGUGAGCUUCCUUUUCCAGCUGUCAGUGAUCUCCUUCAACUGGGGCCUGCACCGGCUGACGCGGCUCAGCAGUCUGUUCUAUGUGCUCAAACAAUGCGAACUCUACUGCCGCUGCAGACCUCCCGAGCGCCUGCUGUGGGUGGUGAUCAGUGUCCGAGACUGGGCCUUCUUUGCUCUCUUCACUGUCAUUCCCACUCUGGCAUCCCUGUGCCCAUCCCACGAGCAGGAGCAGUGCAGGGCAGCUCUCAUCUCCAUCUACACCAUCAUCCUGCUCCUCUUUGUUGCCACCAUGUUCAUAUCCCGCACAAUUGACAUCAUCAAGGCCACUUGUGGCUCUAAGAAACAGCAAGACAAGAAGCGACACAUCACUAUCUCCGUUGUUGUGCUCUUAACUAUCCUCCUCAGCAUGUGGAAUUUCCUGCAGCACCUUGGAUAUUUCCUAGUGCCCACCCAGGUUGUUUUCCUACUCACCUGCAUCCACAGCAGCAUCAAACCCUUCAUCUACUUCUUGGCAGGGAGGUGCUGGAGUCCCUGCUCCAUGGAGUCCCUCCAGCUCUCCCUCCAGAGGGUCUUUGAGGAGAAGGAAGAAAUAACUGCCUGCAGAAAUGAUGCCAACACAGAUACUGUGGUCUAAGCCUGUUGAUCCUUUCUACUGCUCUGCUGAAGGACCUCAGCACAGGUUUCCUUGAGUUGCCCGAUUAUUAAAUACCCACAGCAUCACCCUCCCUGCGCUGGUGUAUUCCUGCAGGAGUAGGGAGCAGGGGCAUUGCCAGGGGCAAUGUGGGAGGGAUGCUUUGCCAUAGAGCACAUUGGAGCAUGGCUUUCCUCCUCACUGCUGUGCCCAGCUCUAUUCCACAUGGAAUGACCCUCAUUGCUUCAGUCCCAGGGAAUGAACUCCAUCCCCAUUGAUCAACCAGAUGAGUUUCAUGGUGUUUUGAGGGAUCUCUUGCCUGCAAAGAAUGUGACAUGUUAAGGAACAGGGACACACCACCACAGGGCGGUUAUUUCCCAAAUGCCUGCUGUGCUGGUGCCUCUGGAUGGCAGGAGAGGGGUUGGGAUCACACGGAGCCUGCUUCCCCUUCUGUCCUCCAGAGCUAACCCUGCAUACCCAGCUGAUGGGAAGAGACACCAGGUAGGGCUGCAGAGAUGGGCAGGGACAGCAACAUUCCCUUGUACUUUCAGUGUGAAUUUGUCACAUUCCUUAAUUCCAGAAUUAAAUCCCUCUGAGUAAAGUGCAGGCUCCAGUGUGACCUCCACUGAAGCCUUGUGCCUGUGACCAAAAAAGAGCUUUAAGCAUGGAAAUUCACAUCAGCAGAUUCUUGGACUAUUUAAUGGCACAGAAAUUUGGGGUUAUGCUGCUGUUCUGCAGAAUGGGGCCAUUCUCUGGUUCCCCUACAUCAAAGUCCAAGGAAGCCCUUGACCACCUCCAUCCUAAACCUGCCCAUCGUCAGAAGGAGCUGAACAAGGACUCUGCACAGAGCUUCAGCCAAAAUCCAUCUUUGUCAUUUUGUUAAUACCCGUGUGUCAAAUUUUGGUUUAUUUUUUUGAUGUGUUUCCACUGUGAUAAUUCUGUCCUCAGAAUUUGUUGAUUAAACAACAUCCAGGCUUCUCUGCAGGUCCCUGGUGAACAGUGACCAAAGUGGCUCAUUUCCCUUUUUUUAUCCCAUUCUAAAGAUUCUGACAUUCUGUUGGGAGGGCAGGUACCUGUCUCAUACCAGAACUCUCCCUAAGACACGUGCCUGCAAUGAGAGGGUUGAUGUGACAGUGCCAAGAUCUCCUCAUUCCUCCUGGGAGAGACCUGGGCAGCAGCCACAUCUCCUACCCAGAGGGAAGUUGUGCCUCCUUUUCCCACUGCCUUAAAUCCAGGAGAAACAAAGAUGCCACUGCUUCUGGAAAGGAAAGGGUGAGUGAAAGCCUUGGGUACUAAGUCAGACUUUAGAGACACAAGACACACAUGAGAUUAAACAUUGCAAAAGCAUUUAUUAAAAGAGUUGUUAAUAAUUAACAGAAGAGAUAGACUUUGACAUUUGAGAGGGUUUUUUCUUCCUGUCUCCCAUUAUCCUCUCCACUGGAAAGCAGAAACUUUCCAAGGUACUACCCCUUGUCAAGGAAAGAACAACUCUGCCAGAGAGUGUCUCCCAAGGCAAGUUCAGAAGGAUUAUUAUCCUCCAAUGUACUUUUUCUACUUCCAAGCACAUUCAUUGUCUCCAGUGUGACUUCGGCCACCCUCUAUGAGAGCUUCCUUUCAAAAGUGCAAAGAUUUCAAAGUAAGAGGUUUCCUGGGUGUUCCUUCCCAUGGCAGAAGGGCUGGAAUGCGACAAUGUCUAAGGUUCCUUCCAACUCAAACCAUUCCAUGAUUAUUCCUCUUGUCAUCCAGAACCCACUCCAGGCAGGAGUUCCCCUGCAGCACUCAGCACCAGCCUGACAGACAUCAAGGAGCUUUUGGACAGUGCUCUCAGGUAUAGGGUAGGAUUGUUGGGAUGUCCUGUGCAGGGUCAGGAACUGAACUCCAUGAUCCUUGUGGGUCCCUUCCAACUCUGGGUAUUAUAUGGGUCUAUAUUAUAAUGACUAUUUCAUGAUGAAACCACUUGAUAAUGAUUCCACAGUGCUGUCCCUAUUCCCUGGCUCUGACACAUCCUCAAAAGCCCUCUGGAAGGCAGCACUAAUAGAGAGGGUGAAUUCCUCUGCACAUCUCCCAGCCAGGAAGUAAAUCAGAGGAUGGGCACUGCUGUUGGCACAGGAGAGCGGGAGAGAGGUGCUGAGGGGAAAGACAGAGAAGUCAAAUGUCCUCAGCAAGAGCCAGUACCCAAAUCAAGCAGUGAAAAAGGGCAAGGAGAUGACAGGCAGCAGAAGCAGGGCACAGAGCUCCCAUGGAAGCUGUUUCCAUGAACAGCACAGGAGCCUGGGCAGCAGCGUGAGGCCAGAACAGGUCAGGGUGGGCAUGGAGAAGAGGUAGCUCAGAACCAAGGCCAUAAGCACUGAAGGGUGGAAACAGAGGGUAACAGUGAGCAGCAAGGAGCAGUGGGAAGUGCUGGGAGCAGUGGCAGGGCCAGCAGGACACUGGAGGACAAACAGAGCUGUCACAGCACUGAAGGCUGUCAGAGAGCAGAUACCAGCAGGGAAAGCCAAGAGGAUGGUGACAUUCAGCCCAGCUGUCACAGCCCUGUCAUGGGCCCAGCUGGUGGCAGAAGCUCUCAGGGACAGAAAUACCCCCAGGGUGAUGGUGAUGGAGAGCAGGAAGGUGAAGUCAGCCAUGGCCAGGGUGAGCACACAGAUGGUGUUGAGGUUCCUGCAGCUGUGGAAGCAGAGGAGCCAGAGCACAGCUCUGUUCCCCACCAUUCCACACAGGAACAGCAGCAGCAGGGUGACAGGGACUUUGCUCCAGUGGGUCCAGUUGGAGUGAUUCUCCUCAUUCCAGCUCUCGUUGGAUGCCUCCCCACCGGGCUGCCUCCAGCUGGCAGGGCUGGGUCCCUCCACAGCAGAGGACAAUGUGUUCACAAUUGUGACACCUCUGCUGCUUCUCCUUCCCCUCACACAGCUGCAGGGUUAAAAACAGAGACACUAUAGAAACCUUGCUGUCCACCAGAUGUGGCUUUUCCCAUCUUUUCCUACCUGCAAUUUCCAUGUGGAGCCGCACAGGGAGAGGCAAGGGACAGGACAGAUGGCAAGCAGGAUGUGGGAGACUGGUCUGGCGAGCCUGGCACCAAAGCCUGGGAGAUACCUCCUUCCUGGCUGUGGACAGGACUCAGCUGGAGGAGGAAAACCAUUGGAGAAGGAAAGAAUUGCCCGUGGAGCUAUCAUAGAACAAAUGGCUUUGGGAAGGAUUUGGCAUGGAUUCUCAGGUGUUAGCUGAUAUCACUGAGCUGCUGGAUUCCUUCAGCAGGACACUCAUUUCAAUAUUCCCUCCAUUUUUCCACAAGGUUGAUAGCUUUUAGUACCCUACAUACAGCAAUUCCCUGAAAUAAACCAGGGAUGAUGAGUUUCCACACAAGGAGGUGGCACUGAUUAAUCUGAAAAAGACACUGACUUGUUUCCCCUCACAGCCUGGAGAACUUCACUGGAGGGCACUCUCAUCACCUCACACACACCAGCUGCUGUCCCUGGGUUGGGAUCUUCAGAGGUUCCCUGCAAUGGACACUUGGGAAAGGGGAGCAAAGCCCACAGGAUGAGCCCGAGCAGCAUCCAGCACGGGGUCUGUCCCAGCUCCUGCCCACCCCCUGUUCUCCGUGCUGGCUCCUGUUCUCCAGGGCUCUUACAGUCAGGAACUAUUGCAGAGCCUGUGACGGGAUCAGGGCUCUGCUUCUGAUCUGCUCUUGACUUUCUGCAGGCAAUGAGGAACAGGAGAUGUGGGAGCUAGGAGAGAGAGUACUGUGGUUUUAUUUAACAUAAGCAGUGUGAGAUGUUACAUAGUGAUUUGUCUCAUUAUGAAAAUACAUCAUGGGAUCAAUAUAUACAAGAAUACUGAAUCCAAAGUAAAGCAUGGACAUAAGACAUAGGAAAAUCUAAUGAUUUUAUUAUUAUUUUGUCACUAUAACUAUGAAUUGUAUCCACUUUCAUGUAUAAGGAAAACGUGGGCUCAUGUGGACAUGAGCAGACUUGUCGCUGCUGCUGCCUGCUUGCGAGGAGUGUAACCUGACAACAUGUUCGAGCUUUGUUCAGACCCUGUGGGGGCUUGUGGCCACUGCUGCUUGAGGGCUGGCUAACAUUUAGGGCUUGCUCAGACUUGUACCCCAGCACAGUGGGCAUGUCACUGCCCACCAAGAAACUGCAGGGGCAGUGACCAAAGGUGAGACGGUCGUGUUGGCGCAGCGCAGACUCCCCGUGUCCCCAGCGCUGCUUGUCCCUUCCUUACCAAUGGACUAAUAAAUUGCCUCAUUGAUUGACCUA
Messenger RNA from Oenanthe melanoleuca, 10032 nucleotides. Its product is annotated as mas-related G-protein coupled receptor member H-like. Gene Ontology annotation, molecular function: G protein-coupled receptor activity. Gene Ontology annotation, biological process: G protein-coupled receptor signaling pathway. The transcript has 4 exons. The coding region runs from base 4859 to 5779 and encodes 306 amino acids. NCBI's taxonomy places the organism in Eukaryota, Metazoa, Chordata, Aves, Passeriformes, Muscicapidae. Gene Ontology annotation, cellular component: membrane. The record is from RefSeq and is a predicted model, not a curated record.